Clarias gariepinus (North African catfish) is the source of this 1729-nucleotide messenger RNA. RefSeq lists its product as uncharacterized. The record is from RefSeq and is a predicted model, not a curated record. The coding region runs from base 77 to 1729 and encodes 550 amino acids. The transcript has 3 exons. NCBI's taxonomy places the organism in Eukaryota, Metazoa, Chordata, Actinopteri, Siluriformes, Clariidae. Gene Ontology annotation, molecular function: catalytic activity.
GGCAGCCAACAAGUACACUUCUGAGGACUCUUUCAAGAUUGUUAGAAAACAAUUCCAGAAGUUCAACCUUUUAACAAUGACAUCCGAAGAAGAACCCCAUCUCUUUUUUGUCAGUUGGAACACGAGAGGUAUAAAAACCCCACCACAAAAGUUUACGGAUUUGAAAAAUAAUCUCAGUGAGCUUCAGGCUGAUAUUGUCUUUAUACAAGAGACACAUAUUGGGACAACUUGUUAUUCAAUCUUGGAGAAUGUUGAAAAGUGGAAAGUCUACUUCACUGUAUACAACUCUAACAGCAAAGGAGUCGCAAUACUGAUAAGAGACACUGUAAAGUUUGAGUAUAUAUGCCAUGAUGAGGAUUGGAGUGGAAGUUACAUUGUGCUUUUCUGUCGUCUGUAUGGUGAACUAUACACUCUUGUUAAUGUGUACAAUCAUAAGGCAGAUAAAAUUCUCUUAGAUAGAUUAAAAGACUAUUUGUUGGAAACAGCUGAGGGUGUGCUAGUAGUUGGAGGUGAUUUCAACAUAGUUUUGGAUUCCAGCUUUGAUCGGAAAACUUUAUCAUUUAAGCAUUCAAAAUUGAAAACAGACAUUUUAAAUAACUUUACAGUUUCUCUGAAUCUCAGAGACACCUGGUCAUACUUUUACCCUAUUGGUAAGGUCUAUACAUGGAAGCAGAAUAACAUUUCCUCCAGGCUAGACAUGUUUUUCAUGCACAAUGAUGUAAUGGGACGAGUGUGUGAUAUCAGAGUACCACAAAAAAAAAUUUCCGAUCAUAAUCCUGUUGUUCUAGAGCUCAGAGUACACAGACAGGCUGGAAAUAAAAUUCCAAAAGUUGCCUUAUUUUUGGAUGAAUUUGGAUAUAAUGAACCACCUGACAGGAAUGUUUGUAAGAUUAGUGGGGCAGAAGUACUGAGUGCCAUCAAGGCUUUGAAUGACUGGGAGGAGGAAAGGCCCGAUAAUUUGCAAGUCUCCUACUACAAAAGGUUUCAACAUUCAAUGUCAGAAAUUUUAAAAAUAAACUACAACUUCAUGAUAAAGAGCAAAUAUGUGGUUGACCUCUUCAAAAAUCAAUUAGACGACGGACACAUUUUCAAUGUAGACUACUUGAUAUUCUCAGACAUUUUGGCAAAGCGCCUUAUUGAAGCUAUUACAUUUACUUCAAAUAGAAAGAUAAAUUGCAAAGAGCUACUCACUGUGACUAUUAAGAAACGCCCAAUGGUCAAGUCAUCUUUCCUUAGGUCAAAGCUUGAAGAGUUGAAAGAGCAUCACAUCACCUUAAAACCUAUUUCAGACAUUCUUGACAGCCUUCUCCCUAAAUUCACACGCUUUUCUCAUGAAUAUACUCGUCUGGAGAAGCACCAGCACCACGUUCGCAAGGUUCUGCAGAGUCUCCUGGAAAACAACCUCUUCAUUAAAGCUGAGAAGUGUAAGUUUCAUACAACCUCCACAACAUUCCCAGGUUUCGUCAUCGCUUUCUCCAGACUGGAGAUGGAGCCAGCCAAGGUCCAGGCCAUCUCCCACUGGCCCACGCCAGCCUCCCGACGUGACCUCCAACGGUUCCUGGGGUUCGGGAAUUUUUAUUGGCGCUUUAUUCGAGGUUACAGUUCCGUCGACUUCCCCGAAGACGCGAUUCUACUGCAACGAGGAGGCAGACUUUCGCAGUCCUCAAAAGAAGGUUCACCUCAGUCGCAAUUUUCACCAUACCCGACCCAUCUCGCCAGUUCGUGGUAG